UUUUAUUAUUUUUACGCAAUUUAAUAGAAUUUUAAUAAAGAGUAACUUCAGAGAACAAACAUUUAGAUAUCCCCAAAUAUUUUCCAAAAAUUUCAUAUAAAUCGUUCACUGAAAAAAAUACGAAGUAAUGGAUUUUUCUACUGUAUGUCGCAUGUGUCUUAGUACAGAGAAUUUGACGCCUAUCUUUGAAAAUUCUUUUGAUCAAAUUGAUUAUUCUACAACAGUUUAUAUAAUUACAGGGAUUAAGGUAGAAAGAAAUGAUGGGCUACCCCAGAACAUAUGUGAGGAAUGUUUCACAAAAAUUAAUGGUAUACUUAAAUUUAGGGAAGCGUGCAAAAUCGUCGAAUAUCAACUCAUACAAUUAAAAAAUAAACUUCAAAAGUCUGAGUUACACUUUGCGAAUGAUUCUGAACAGGCGAAACUGAAUGAUACAUCAGAGAACACAUAUGGUUAUAAAACUAUCAUACAAACAGACAAUGAUUGUGUUACAAAAAAAGAAGAAAAGAUUCUAGAAUGUUUAAUGGAAAAUGAUGAAAUAAACAACAGCUUAGACUCUGAAAAUUCCAUAACAAAUACUUUUGAAACCGCAGAACACAUCUUAGGAACAAAUAAACCAAAUGCAAGUUUUGAGAGCUCCGAUGAACUUUUCAAAGCGAAUGAUGUUAAUAACCGUGUCACCUGCAAGCUGUGUCAGAAGGACCUGUCCAUUCGCAGUGUCGAUGCCCAUAUGGCUAGGAGACACCCCGGCGCGGACCGGAGGAAGAUAAAAUGCGAUCUCUGUGAUGCGUACAUCUUGAAGGCUAAAAUGAACAGACACAGGAAACUGGUGCACGGAGAAUGCUUUAAAUGCGGGUAUUGUAAAUCAGAUUUCGUGGAUAAAAAUACACUAGUUGAGCACGCAAUCACGUGUAUGGCCAAAAAGAAAAAACGAAAAGUAUCUGAUUCUAGUCGCGAAUUGAUCGAUUGUGAUGUGUGCAAGAAAAGAAUGCAAAAGGCUAGUCUGAAACUCCACGUGGCCGUGAAGCACGCCGGGCUGGGACCGGUGUGUGAGCACUGCGGCAAACGUUUCGGCAACAAGACGCGUCUGGGCGAGCACUGCCGCGCCAAGCACGGCCACGAGAAGUUCCGGUGCGGGUACUGCGAGUUCCAGAGCGCCUCCGUGCUGGCGCUUCAGAAUCACGAGAGGCGCCAUCGCGGGGAGAAGCCGUUCGUGUGUGAAGCGUGCGGGGCGAAGUUCCACGCGGCCUACCUCCUGGCCCAGCACCGGCACUCACACAGGACCCAGAAGCUGGUCAGGUGCGAACUGUGUCCGGCCUCAUUCAAAUCAAACAACAGUUUGCACGUGCACAAACAGACCUGCCACAGCAACGCCAUAUACAAAUGCAGCAUGUGCUCCAGAUCCUACAGCUGUCGUCACUACGCUGUCAAACAUCUCCGGCACGUGCAUCAGUAUAGCGGUCCGGCGCCUCCUCUCACAGCAAUAGACGCUCAGCAUGUUAUAUGA
Bombyx mandarina (wild silkworm) is the source of this 1504-nucleotide messenger RNA. RefSeq lists its product as uncharacterized. Gene Ontology annotation, molecular function: DNA-binding transcription activator activity, RNA polymerase II-specific; zinc ion binding; RNA polymerase II cis-regulatory region sequence-specific DNA binding. NCBI's taxonomy places the organism in Eukaryota, Metazoa, Arthropoda, Insecta, Lepidoptera, Bombycidae. Gene Ontology annotation, biological process: regulation of transcription by RNA polymerase II. The record is from RefSeq and is a predicted model, not a curated record. Gene Ontology annotation, cellular component: nucleus.